Molecule: messenger RNA, 1489 nt
Organism: Terrapene triunguis (Three-toed box turtle)
Lineage: Eukaryota; Metazoa; Chordata; Testudines; Emydidae
Product: beta-1,4-galactosyltransferase 3-like
Exons: 5
Coding region: 340-1245 (301 amino acids)
Biological process (GO): carbohydrate metabolic process
Molecular function (GO): glycosyltransferase activity
Source: RefSeq, a predicted model, not a curated record
CUUGAUCCCUUACCUGAAGUGAGGCAUUGAUACAUAAAUGGGAAACAGUAUUAAAGAAGGCAGAUGUGAUUGUAGAAGAGUAGUUGGAGAAACAAUUAUCCUGCAAUGAUAAAUAUCUUGCCUUUUAUCGAGACACCCUUGUGGUCUGCUUACACAAUGUACUUCACAGGAGUCUGGUUCUUCACUCACACUAGAAGAGAAGACCAAAUGUCAGAAGAACAAGACUGUGGAUCAGCCCACUGAAAGGCCUCCCUUGUAGAUUCGAACCCAUAGUGUGACAGAUGCCCCACUAUACUGCUCCCUGUUGGGUAUAGCUCAAGUGUUUCAAGCUUUAUUCUGAUGGAUUCGAACAGUGAUUUGGCUCAACCUCAUUCACCAAAUUUUCACUUUUUUUUUUCCCCUUCCCUCGUUCUUACAGUUGGUCCAUUAACCAUCACCUUUAAUGCAUUCCCCAGUGAAAGAAUGAUAAUAAAAAAAAAUCCCUUUGUUCAGUUUGGAGGCCGCUACAGUCCUCCUCACUGCCUGGCUCGCUACAAAUCAGCCAUCAUUGUACCACACAAGAACCAGGAGACGCACCUGCGACACCUUCUCUAUUAUCUUCAUCCCUUCCUGCAGCGCCAACAGCUUCACUACGGCAUCUACUUGAUUCACCAGGCUGGGAAUGCUACUUUUAACCGAGCCAAGCUCCUUAAUGUUGGUGUCCGGGAAGCCAUGAAGGAUGAGGACUGGGACUGUCUGCUCCUGCAUGACGUGGACCUCAUUCCUGAAAAUGAUUAUAACCUCUACGUCUGUGAUGAAUACUACCCCAAACACAUUGCCAGUGCCAUAGACAAAUUCCAGUACAGUUUGCCAUAUUGGUCCUUUUUUGGAGGUGUCUCUGCUUUGACUCCAGAGCAUUACAUGAAGAUAAAUGGGUUUCCAAACACCUACUGGGGCAGUCGUGGUGAAGACGAUGACAUUGCUGCAAGGAUUCAGUUAGCAGGAAUGAAAAUAGUCAGGACCCCUAUUCAUCUUGGACGUUACAAAAUGGUGGAUCUUGAGCAACACAAAGGGAGUGAAGAGUACCCAAUAAGGCCUGCUCCACUGCAUAACACCAGAAAAACAUGGAAGGAUGAUGGAAUGAAUUCUGUAGAGUUCAAACUCCUUUCAAGAAAGAAGCACCUUCUUUAUACCAACAUCACUGUGGACAUUGGGAAUGCUCCCAUGCUGCCUCCAGAGAAUAAAAACAAAGAGAAGAGAGCUUGAGUAUUAGUGCAGCACCUGGAAAUUGUGCAACACAGGAGGUGCCAGCCUAUAGCUAAUCAGGAAUCAGAAGUCUACAAAGAUUGAGGAAUUAUUUCCUGCUGUGGGCUUCACCUUUCCUCCAAACAUGCAAGGGUUAGAAGAGUCUUCAGGAAUGAGGCAUGAAAGCUACGAGACUGGAUUCAGUUUAUUGUAGAGAAUCCCUUUUAAGCGCUGUAAAAUGUGAUGCUUACUGAGCCCUUUACAC